This is a messenger RNA of Schistosoma rodhaini, 5304 nucleotides long. The record is from the annotation of a GenBank genome assembly. Lineage: Eukaryota; Metazoa; Platyhelminthes; Trematoda; Strigeidida; Schistosomatidae.
UGAGUUUAGUAUGUAUGUAUGUGAGAGUGAACCAGUAGUUGAUUAACAUAAAUGGAACAAUACUAAUUAUAACAAUGAGAAUUUUUUUUUAAAAAAAAAUAUAUCUAGAAUAGAGUAGAAUAGGGAGAACAAAACAAGAAACAUUGAUCCAUUAUUAUACACAAGAAAAGGAAAAUUGUUAACAUACACAAAAAUUACAACAAUUCUUCUUCUUUUCUUUUCCAAUUAUAGAAUAAAGAGUAUGUAUUAACUUAACUAGAAAACAUCAAGUUGGUGAAACAAAUGAAAUCAAAUAAAUAGUUUGAUGUGUAAUGAUGAUAACAUUAUCAAUGAAAAUUGGAUCAUUAUUGAUUUUUUAAAAUUCGUUUUAAUGUCAAAUCGAUGCAACAGUACCAACAACACAUUUGAUAAAAUCCAUAUUCAAUUUUUGAUUGGAAAGAAAGAAAAAAAAAUUAUAUUGAUUUGAUUUUAUCAAUUUACAUUUACUUAUCCAUAGUUGUUUUCUUUUCUAAUAUCGUUUCUCGUCUAAUGAUUACCUAUUACUAUUUACUAAUAGUAUUACAUUUAAAGUAAAUCUAAGUAACAACAUGUGUAUGUGUUUUCAUUUGAUUAUGCACAACAUUAAAUAAAUUCCUGUAAAGUAAUUAAUCACUGCUUCUAAAGUAAAAAGGAAACAAAAAGAAAAACAAAAUGACAAAUUCAGAAAUUUCUUCAAUUUGCUUUAAACAAGAAUCUAUUAAUGAUAAUUCACCAACAACUUCAUCAUCAAUUUCAACUAUCCCACAAUUUUAUUCAGAUAAUCAUCAUCAUCAUUAUAAUAUUCAUCAUUUAAACUCAGAUACUACUUAUAUAAAUGAACAAGAAUUGAAUUUCAAUAAUUUUGUAUAUACAACAACACCACCACCACCACCAACAACAACAACAACAACAAAUAAUCCAAUGUCAUUAUCAGUAAAUAAUAAAAUUAAUUCAAUGUUAUCAAUAUCUAAUAAUUUAUUAAGUAAAACAUUACAUAAUCCUUUUAUUCAUUUCAAUUUAACUAAUCCAUUCAAUAAUAAUGAUCAUCAUCAUCACCAUGAUCAUGAUGAUCAUGAUCGGGAUCAUCAAUUAAUUGAUGAAAUGGAUAAUUCAGAAUUUAUACAUUCUAUACAACAAAAUCAACAAAAUGAACGAAUACAAAAUGAAAUGAAUUAUUCAACAUUGACACCAACAUCAUCAUCAUCAUCAUCAUCAGCGGAGACAGCAGCAUCUGCAUCAUCAUUAACUGAAUGUUUAAAAAUAAAACCUAUGAAUAAUAUACCAUUUUCAACCGUCAAUGUUAUAUUAAAUAAAGAUACAAUUGAACAACAGUUCAGUGUUCAAAAAUUAGGUAAUACUCGUAAUGAUAAUAAUAAUAAUAAUGAUAAUGAUAAUAAUUUAAAGAACAGUCUAAUUAACUUGCCAUCAUCAUCAUCAUCAUUGUUCACAUCAACACAUGCAUCAAAAUCUUCUACUUCCAAGUUUUCACAUCAUCACCAAAAUCCGAGAACAACAAUGACCAUGGGAAUAGGUACACCAACUGCUACUACUACGACUACCACUACCACUACAAACACGACAAGAACUUCAAAUACAAUAAAUCGUUCAAUUUGUAGUCAAGACUAUAAAGAAUAUGGAAAUUCAUUACGUUCAACUGUACAAAAUCGAUUAAACAAUCAUUCACAUCCACAUCAUCAUCAUCACCAUCAUGUUCAUCAUUAUAGAACAGCAUCUAUUUGUUCAAGAGCGUCAUAUAUGUGUCGUAAGUGUAAAACACAUGGACAUAAUAUUCCAGUUAAACGACAUAAACGUACAUGUCCAUAUACAAAUUGUAAAUGUAUUAAAUGUCAUCUUGUUGAUCAAGGUAGAAAAGUUGUCGCUAAACAAAUAGCUCUUUAUCGUGAUCAAACUGGUAAUUCACAUCAACGUGAUACACAUGAACAACAAGCGAGUUUGAAUCGUGUACAAACAUCCGCUAAUAUUCAUUGGUUACAGACAUCUACAGAAACAGUAUCAUCAUCACCUUCAUCGUCAAUGAAAAAAAUACCUACCACGACUACAGCUGCCUUACCUAUUGCAACUACCAAUCUCGGACGGAAUGGAAUUGAUGAGGCAAAAAUGAAUAAAAAUGCAACUACAACACGUAACACUACUCGUUUAUCUGAUACUACAGGAAUACAUGAUCCUAGUUUUUGUGAUGAAAGAAUCAAUUCAACAUUAGUUCAGUUAUCAACUCAUUCUAAUUCAUUACGAUCAAUGGUAACCAUGAUGGACGAUAAACAAACAAUUACAUCUGGUCCACAUUGUCGACGAUGUCGUAAUCAUUCAAUAGCUGUUACUUGGAAAGGACAUAAGAAAACUUGUCCAUUUAGAAAUUGCCCAUGUGAUCCAUGUCGAUUGAUUAACGUGAGAAAAGAUACAGAAAAAACACUUAGGGAAAUGGUAAGUCAUAAUGAAUUAAAACCUUUCACUAAUGUUUUCAAAGAAAAUCGUAACAAUUAUUCAACUCCUAAAUUACAAUCAAUUGUACAAAGUAAUUCAACAUUGAAUGAUACAAAUAUUCAAGCAGAAUAUCCAUAUAAGCCAUCAAUUAACCCAUAUAAUAAUAAUAAUAACAAUAAGAUUAAUGUAAAUCAUCCCAAUGGAAAUGAAAAAAUCGAAGAGAAUUUAAUCAAUCAACAAAUAAAUGAAAGUUUAUUAUUAUUAUCAAGACCACCGAAAUCAUCACCAUGUUUAACACAAUUAUUACAUAAUAAUCUUAGCAACAACGAUAACACUGAUAAUACUACUACUACUACUAAUAAUAAUAAUAAUAAUGAUCCAUUCGUGAAUACAACUAGUUCUCAAUUAAAUCUUAAAUUAAAUUCUCGAUCAAAUUCAAUUGAUUCAAUUUUAUCAAAAAAUAGUUCAGAGAAUUAUUUAAAUGAAUCUUUAUUACCUCCAUUAUCAUAUCAAUUAGUAACAACACUUUCUAAUAUGAAUUAUUUAAAAGAACAAACUAAUUCAAUUCAAUCAAUAAGACAAUUAAAAAAUUCUAAUCAUUUAACUAUACAUGAAAUAAAUCAUUUAUCAUCAUCAUCAUCAUCAGAUUGGUGGUUACAAUCAACUAAUUUAUUACAUAAUAUACCAACUACAUUAACAUCAGUAUUAUCACCAACUACAUUAUCAAUGAAUAUAAAUUAUCCUAUAGAGAAUACAUUAACUACAAUGAAUUCAAUUGAUUGUAUACAAUAUGAUACAUGUUUAGGAUAUAUUCAUCAAAAAGGUAAUGAUAAUAAUAAUAAUAAUAUUAACGAUAGUACAGAAUUUGAUUCUGUAAUUACAACAGAUUUAUCACAAUUGAACUCAAUAGAAGAUUAUUAUGAGUUACCAAAUGUAAAAAAUAAUUUAACCAAUGAUACCAAUGUUAAUUUUAAUUAUAAUGAUAAUUAUAAUAAAAAUUAUUAUUAUGAUAAUGGUGAUUAUUUUGGUCCUAAUAUUGAUUUUAGAAAUACAUCACCUUAUUUAUGUCGAAUAAAUCGAUCUCAAGCAUAUAAUACCACAACGAAUAACUUGAAUAGUAAUAUAAACAUACAUAAUAAUAAUAAUAAUAAUAAUAACAGUUGCGCUAAUCAUAGUAAUAAUCCUAUGAAUAAUAAAUUUGGCUCAUAUUUCACAUCACAAUUACCUAAUGAAACUGCUUUCUAUUGUCCUGAACGCGUUUCAGCCGUAGCAGCAGCAGCUGCAGCCGCUGCGGCUAUGGUUGCAAUGACACCAGCUAUCAAUAAUUCACCGAGGCGAUGUUCACAUCAUCAUUACCAUCAUCAUCAUUGUCAUGCACACACACAUUGUCAUAUUAAUCAAAAUUUUAGAGAAGAUAUUCAACAACGAUAUGGACAAGGUAAUAUAGAUGAUGAAUAUGAUGAUGAAGAUGAUGAUUUGGUUGAUAAUGACGAUUUACUGAAUGAAGCAAAUACUAUUGAUGCUAAACGUCAUCAUCAUUAUCACCAUAUGUAUAAUCAAUCCGCCUCAAUUCAGCAUCAACAACAUCAUAAACCUUACGAAACAUUAGAUCCUGAGUUAUAUUCAAAUUUAGGACAAAACAGAACAGUCAGGGAAGGAUUUCCUUUGAUUGAUGGUGAGAUUCAUGUGCCAUCAAUGGAUAAAACAUGCGUAAUAACUGGAAAUUCACUACCAUAUAUUGAUGAGUUUCCAGGUUUACCGGUAGAACACUAUUCAAGGUUUAACAAAUCACCAAGAGAUUGGAUAAAUAAAGAAACAGAUGAUAUUGGAAUACCUCAUGAAGAAUUGACAACACUAAUACGACAUACUGGUAAUAAUAGCAGAAAACAUGAGUUACCACUAACCACAACAUUCCAACCAGUUUCUUCUACUAAUUAUAUGCCCUUAGCAUUUAAUCAACUUACUGUAGACAAGUUUCAUGAUCCAAACUUAACCACAGUUUCAUCAGCUCCAUCAUUUAUGCCUCUUGAAAUAAAUAGUAGUUUACCAAUUUCUUUUCCACGCCUUCCUACCAAUAUACCCUCAUCACGAACUCUGGAUUAUUCAAAUCCAAUAUGGAGAAAUCACUCUAAUCUUAAAAUGAAUCAUCUAUUGUCUGACAUGCACACACAAAUCAAUAUAUCUGAUAAUACUCAUGUUAGUGAUGAUGAUAUUGAUGAUGAGGAUAAUGAUAAACAGACCAACUCAAGAGUCUCACUAAAUCAUUUAAUGAAUAAUUCAAAACUGCAAUACUCAAGACACAUUAUCAAUCAGUCUGAACAUGGUAGUGAUGUGAAUUUGUCAGCUUGGUCUUUGCUACAGUUUAGUAAUGAUGAAAAUCAAGAAAUUAUCGAUAAUAAUAAUAAUAACAGUAAUAAUAACAAUUCCAAUAUAGUGUUGAGCAGUGGAAAUGUUGAAUCAACCAAUAGAAUUAGAGAUGAAAAUGCAAUAUUGAACCGAUGAUUUAACUUUUUAAGUGUAAGUCAAAUGAUUUACUUUUACAAUAUUCCUUUUAUAAGUUUUCCUGGUUCUUUUCUAAUUUACGGUCAUAGGGAAUCUUUAGCUGAACAAUUCAGUGUCAUAUAUAAAUUUGUGCUUUAUUAAUCAUUUGGAUUAUCUAGUUGUGUAAAUAUCUAAAUAUUGAAUAAACAAACAAAUCAAUCAUAGUAUUAUUCAGUCAACUACAUUAUUAAUAGUUAAAUUCAUAGCUUUGAAGGAAUGCUGACUUAAUACAACAGAAUCAGAAUCAAUUUUUAUCGUUCCUUAUUUGAUUUGGAUAACUCCUGUGACUUUGAACUAUAAAAU